Molecule: messenger RNA, 849 nt
Organism: Lithohypha guttulata
Lineage: Eukaryota; Fungi; Ascomycota; Eurotiomycetes; Chaetothyriales; Trichomeriaceae
Exons: 2
Coding region: 1-849 (282 amino acids)
Molecular function (GO): oxidoreductase activity
Source: RefSeq, a predicted model, not a curated record
AUGUCCGCCGAGCAGGAUGUCAAGCUGGACAAUUUCCAGAACAUCUUUCGAUUAGAUGGCAAGGUCGCGGUAGUGACAGGAGGUUCCAGAGGACUUGGCCUCAACGUUGCCUCGGGUUUCAUGCAGUCUGGCUGCUCCAAAGUCUAUAUUACCUCUCGAAAAGCCAAAGCUUGCGAGGAAGCAGUGAAGGCUCUCAAUGCUCUCCCGAACAAGGCUCCAGGCGCCGAAGCGAUAGCGAUUGCGGCAGACUCUAGCAAAGUGUCUGAAAUAGAAAGACUUGUGGCAGAGAUCAAGAAGACUACCGAUCACGUCGAUAUUCUGUUCGCGAAUGCUGGUGCGACAUGGGGUGAGAAAUUUGAGACACACCCUGAGUCGGCUUUCAGCAAGGUCAUGGACUUGAACGUCAAGAGCAUAUUCUAUACCGUGCAGAAAUUCGAGCCUUUGCUGCGAGUCAAGGCCUCGAAAGCAGAUCCAAGCAGGGUCAUCGUGACCGCAUCUGUGGCCGGCAUCGAGGUCGGUACCUUAGGUCAACAGGCAACCUAUGGGUAUUCAGCUUCAAAAGCAGCGGCAUUACAUCUCACGAAGAACCUAGCUGUAGACCUAGGCCCAAGACAUAUUAUGUGCAACGCGGUGUGUCCAGGCUUCUAUCCUACUAAGAUGGCUAAUGGUUUGAUGGAAAUGAGUGGUGGUGUGGAGAAGAUUGCAGAAGCAUCGCCGAAUGGCAGGCUGGGAGCUCCAGAAGAUAUCGCGGGUCUGGUAACGUUCUUGGCUAGUCCAGCAGCUAAACAUUUGAAUGGUGCACACGUGGUUACAGAUGGUGGUGCUAUACUUGGAAGACAUAAGUUAUAA